AUGUCGGCAACCCUCAAUAAGGAGCUCACACCCUCCUCCUCAUCACAUCCAAUCGAGAACCUAGAUCAGCAUACACUACGGAAGACACUAUAUCGUCUCUACACAACGCCUUUCUCCGACAUCGUCAACCACAAGUACCAAGGUUCCGGUACAAAAGACGAUCCUUUCCUCGUCGAAUGGCUUCCUCAGGAUGCUGAGAACCCGCAGACCUGGGCGCCGGUAUACAAAUGGGCCCAGACUGUUCAGGUCGCCAUGGCUACUCUCUCCGUAGCGCUUGCCUCAUCUGCCUAUUCUGGAGCAGUCGCCUCAUUACAAGCUCAGUUCCACCCACCAAAGCAGAUCAUCAUUACUCUUGGCAUUUCGCUGUUUGUACUAGGCUUCGCCUUCGGCCCCUUGUUUUGGGCACCAUUCUCAGAAGUCAUUGGUCGUCGCAAGCUCUUCAUCUGCACCUACUUCAUCUUCACCCUCUGGCAAGCCGUCUCCAUUGCAUCACCCAACAUGGCUUCGCUCAUCGUCUUCAGAUUCCUCGCUGGCUUCUUCGGCUCGAGUCCACUCGUUAACACUGGCGGUACUCUCGCUGACAUGUUCGACGCAAAGCAGCGUGGUCUCGCCAUGGCCAUCUUUGCCAGUGCUCCUUUCCUCGGUCCUGCUCUUGGUCCCAUCACUGGUGGCUUCCUCGGCGAGAGCGCUGGAUGGAAGUGGCUCAUCGCUUUCCUUUCCAUCUUUGCCGCCAUCAUCACGGUUCUCGGUGCUGUCACCAUGCCUGAGACUUACGCUCCCGUUCUUCUGCGAUGGCGCGCUCAGAAGCUCGCAGAGGUCACUGGUCACCACUACAUCUGCAAGCUCGACAAGGGACGCGACACUCGACUCAAGACCCAGUUCAAGGUCGCUCUUAGCCGUCCUUGGCUGCUUCUCAUCUACGAGCCCAUCGUUACUCUCCUCUCCAUCUACAUUGCCAUCAUCUAUGGUGUGCUCUACUCGCUUUUCGGCGCUUUCCCCAUCGUCUUCCAAAAGGGUCGGGGAUGGAGCCCAGGAAUCGGUGGUCUUGCUUUCCUUGGUGUUUUGGUAGGCAUGAUCAUCGCACUCGCCUACAUCAUCUUCUACGAGAACGGCAGGUACGGUCGUAUUGCCGACAAGCACGGUGGUAUCGCUCCUCCCGAGACUCGAUUGCCUCCUGCUAUGAUUGGUGCCGUCUCUAUUGUCAUCGGUCUCGCCAUCUUUGCCGCUACCGACAACCCCAACAUUCACUGGAUCGUGCCUAUUAUCGGCGGUGGUCCUUUCGGCCUCGGAAUGGUUCUCAUCUUCCUCUCGACCAUGAGUUAUCUCACCGAUUCAUACCUCAUCUAUGCCGCUUCGGUUUUGGCCUCCAACAGUGUCAUUCGAUCCCUUUUCGGCUUUGCAUUCCCCCUAUUCACGCCAAAUAUGUAUCAGAUUGGAGGAAAGAACGGCAUCCACUGGGGUCCCGCGAUCGCUGGUCUGCUCGCAUUGAUCUGCAUGCCUUUCCCCUUCAUCUUCUACAAGUACGGAGCUGGGAUCCGUGAGAAGUGCAGGUACGCCUCGGAAGCCAAAGCCAUGCUCCAACAGAUGCAGGCUUCUUCCAAGGGCGAGGCUGUCAAAGCUCCUAGCGACGAUGAUGACCUCGAAAAGGGUCAAGCUACUCGCAUCAACAGCCAGAUCUCGGACCAAGCCAAGAGCAUCGAGCCUGCCGAAACCGCACGAAUCAGUUUCGACAUGGGAGGUUCCACGCAGGCACACACUCCCAAACACGAGUCGCUCUCUAGCACUUGUUCGGAAUCCUCCGAUCGUGCUGGUCGCUAG
Molecule: messenger RNA, 1818 nt
Organism: Ustilago hordei
Lineage: Eukaryota; Fungi; Basidiomycota; Ustilaginomycetes; Ustilaginales; Ustilaginaceae
Product: putative mfs-multidrug-resistance transporter
Exons: 1
Coding region: 1-1818 (605 amino acids)
Biological process (GO): transmembrane transport
Molecular function (GO): transmembrane transporter activity
Source: RefSeq, a predicted model, not a curated record